Messenger RNA from Rhopilema esculentum, 6897 nucleotides. RefSeq lists its product as uncharacterized. The record is from RefSeq and is a predicted model, not a curated record. Lineage: Eukaryota; Metazoa; Cnidaria; Scyphozoa; Rhizostomeae; Rhizostomatidae. Gene Ontology annotation, molecular function: RNA polymerase II transcription regulatory region sequence-specific DNA binding; protein dimerization activity; DNA-binding transcription factor activity, RNA polymerase II-specific. Gene Ontology annotation, biological process: developmental process; regulation of transcription by RNA polymerase II.
UUACAACACUGUCAAGUGCUUUCAUUUCAAGUUCGACAUUGCUUUUAAUUGUCCAUCUUUUAUGCAAAAUUUCUCUAGCUUCCUCUAGCCUCGGGCAAUUUUUAUCACAUUUUUCUUCCUUGUAUCAUGUUUACUUGAAAUCACCUUUCUUCAAACCCCCACCUUCCCCCCUUCCCCCCCCCAAAAAAGCUGAUAGUCUAUGCAAAUAUACGCAUUAUUUGUAAGACAUCAUUCAUAAGAAAUUGUCCCCAAAAUGAUCAAUAGAUCGACCGUUUAUAGUAAAGAUCACUGUUUUAUAAUAAAGCAACAUUGUUAUAAGUUGAAGAGAGAAGGACUGCUGAAUUCACCUUUGAAAACUGAAGUUAGCGUCACCGGUCCUGAUUAUAAAUAUUUUGCUCUCUUGUGUUUCUUGGUGGGAUUUUUCAACUGUUCUGAAACUUCUCAUAGCUAAGCCGUAUCCGUUUUUUUUACUAGUUAACCUUUCUCAUAGUCUCGUUGAUCACCCCAGACUAUGGCAAAGCAGCUCUAACAGAGUGACAAACCGCGUUUUUUCUACCUAUCGGCACUCCCUGUCCCAUCAAAGCCUUGCAAUGGAGGCCGUUGUUUCAUCUCGAGUAGACCUGAAGGAGGAUCGAUUUCAUUCCUUGACCACAACUAAAUGCUUUUGUCUUCGAUCACACGAUCACGUCUUAAGGUCAGAUUUCAUUAAACCUGUCGUUUGGAACUUUUUUCCAACCUAAGUGUUUGACUGUGCAGGAAAAUAUUACGUGUGAAAGGAAACUUAAUAGGGGAUAGGAAAGUCUUGACGCCUCCCACUCUGCCACUUGAUUCCCAUGCCAGUUAAUCUCAGAAGCCAUUAAGCUAUAUCUGGCAAUUGCUGUAAGCGCAAAUAUAGCUUUUUCUAGCUCAACGUCUGUCUUAACCCAUAUGUCAUUGACUGUCAGUCGACGGAGCUGACCCAGAUUUUUGUCUACACUACAUUUCUUCUAAAGGCUAAUGUUUCAAGGAAACUUAACAUGACCAUUCAGCCCCUUUUCAUCUUUAAAAUAUAUUGAAACAAGUGAUUCAGUGCUUUCUUUGACAUCUGUUCGAUUAUGGUCCUAUUUUCUAUUCUUUAGAGGGGGCUUUGCCAGGACCGGGGCAAGGGGCUUUUGAGAAAUAGGCCUAAUGACCAAAGCCAGAUCUAGAAAUCCUAUUUGAUUCUCCUUGAAACCGGGAACUGAAAACCUUGUCUACACAUAAGUUCUUAAAAUUCAAGUGCUUUCGGUAACAUGCCUGUGCAUAUAUCAGGUUUAAACUUGGCAUUACGCAAUUUUAUAUGCCCACUGAAUGUUUUUUGUUUCCACUGUAAAACUGCCUGAUAAUUGCCGGUGCAAAUAGAAACUUCGAUUCCACAUCACAAGACCCUUUGUCCGUGAAGCGCCUUCUCGUUACCCGUGAUAUUUUGUUUGCUUUCUCAUAUUUUUGCUUUUGGUCACCUUUUUGUCGAAUUUUGUUUGAAUGACAUUAAAUGAGUGAAUAAUUUAGCGACAAGUCCAUGGUUUCCCAGAUUCGGUUUUCGCCGUAGAGAUGGUUUUCGCCAAGUGUAUUCCAUCAGUUUCCCUUUUUUCAUUACCACUGUGUAAAUAUAUCCGCCAAUAGAAUCCCCCGCUAUACAUCUUCUCAUUCAAGUCGAAGACUCUAAGUCUUAGAACAGAAGGCAAAUGGGGACUGCCCUUUUUCCCUUAAGUUAUUUUCUAUGAAAUCCAAUGUCUCUAUUUCCAUCUAAGCUGUCUGCUAACAGCAAAGUGUAAUUUUAUAAAAAGUAGUGGUUGAAUGAUGAUGACAUAGCAAUAUAUUUUAGGGAACUUUUAAUCUGCUAGAUAACCUAAAAGACACCAAGAGACAGUUUUAAAUGUUCAAAGUGUUUAAAUCUAUCAAAAACCUGAAGAAGUUUGACCAGCGAAAGAUCGCAGUUUUGCUUAUAUGAGUAACUGUUGUCUUCUGUCUGAGUUCAUUGAAAUAUAGACAAACCAUGACCAAAUUGCAGAUAUUGGACAGAAACAGGGCCUGUUUGGCCAUAUUUAAAUCGUCGGUUUAGGGCAUUUUGCCUCUGUAAGUGUAUUUCAUGGUUUUUUGGCAUGUUUAAGUUUUGGAAAUGCGAAACAUUUCUUAAAAUAUUUCUGCAAAAUUUUUAUCCCUCGUUACCAAAACAACACUCUCUCCUCCACCCUCCGCACCUACCUGAACCCUGUAGUUUAAGCGCUACCCUAUUGUAUUUUGUAGCUUGUAGCGGUCAAUGUUGUAAACUGUUUGUUGAUUGUUUUCAUGUAAUGCUUUUGUGUUUGAUGUUAAGGCCACAAGGUUUCAAUGUACCUUCCCUGUGAAAUCGUCUUGCGAAUAUGUGAUGUUAUUUUCAUACUUUAUUGAAUAAAUUGGUGAUUUAAAUAGCCGAAGUACUAGAGUAUCCGAUCACUUACUUUCGAUCUUUGCAAUCACCCUUCCCUAAGAGAAUAAAAUACCCAUCCAAAUUUCGCUUAAUUCCUCCUAAACCUCGAGCAUAGGGAUGCAGCCAAACAAGUAAAGGCAUGAAAAUGAUAUCGAAAGUGGCAAUGGAAACAGAGAACCAUUUGACUGCAGCCGGGUAGAAAUCAUGACAAAUAGUUUCUGUCUGCCUGUUCUGUAAGUUAUGCUUAAAGGUUGCGCCCUGUUUGCAGAUAACUCUGCAAGAAAAUUGGUGAAAAAACCUGGCAGUAAAAACUUUUAUUUGGACACACAGACCAAAGUCUAAAAUAAAUUGGGAAACCUAGAAUAAUAGCAGCUGAAGGAAUCUUUCCCUAAUAGAAAGAAUUAUUUAGAUCUGGCUUCUGGUUCUAAAAUUCCAAAUUCUUUACUAUUCUUGAUCCAGAAUAUUGCAACACCAGGUUCAUUACUGCACCAUCUUGAAUUUAGCGAAGACACCAAUGGUCAUAAAUACUCUUUGAUUUCGUUCUGCGUCUGAUUAUGGGUCACUAAAAAGUCAUUAAAGGACUAAAAAGGGGCUCCUCGGGGGAAAGCUGAAGGAGACUCCUCGAAUGAAAUAUCCCUAACAACAUUGAAAUCACCUUGGAAUCAUUUUGGUAUUUAAAGAAUGCUUCAAACUGUAAUUAUAUCUCCUGUCUCCUGGCCUUUCUUCAGAAAAGUUUCCGCCUUUUAUUUUUGUAACUCUGAGUAUCAAAUGAGCUGCAAACAUGAGAAGACAACGAAUGGAGCCCUACUUAAAAAGUACCACAAGGACAUGUACGUGAAGAUUGUCAAAUAAUUUGAACGCCUUGAAUUGAUAACUUCUCUGGUCCAUUUUGGGAUUGCUGCAUUAAAAGGUUGAGGUUUGUAAGAAUCCUGGCUGCGUAGGAUAUAUUGAGGGGCUAAACGCCUUUUCGUUUCCAUGGCUUGUCUCCAAAACUAAGUCUCUUGCUCUUAAGGCUCAUACAAUCAUUUGGUAUUUUGGAAAUUGGAACUGAGCUCUUGCCCCUAUACGCAUUAUAAAAAAAUUUUAGUCAUUGUUAAAAAAGCUUUUUAGAAUGUUUAUUAUUCCUGAAGCUAAAUUGGGCCAAAUUGCUAAACUUUUCAUUAAUGAAACAUAGAAAAGUUUUACAUCCGAUGGUUCCAUUUUUUGUUUUUUCUACCUUUGUCAUCUUUGCUACAUUGAUUUAAGCACUAAACAGCAUCGUCUUUAAGCUAAACUAAAUAUUGUGCGUUUAUUUAUUUCGCCUCCCCUCUUCGUCCGUCUCCUUCGCAGAAGUCCAUAGGAAGGAAACAACUACUCCUCUCUCAAGAACGAAAUAGACUUAGAGCAGGUCUAUAUUCCGAUCAGAUCAAGACCUUUAAAAGGAUGACACAGCUGCAUAUUAAUAGCCAGUAAAUCACACUUGAUGGAAAAUUGUCCAGCAUCAUUCUGAAAUGCCUGUUUUUGCGGUGAACUAUCAGUCGAUUUUCACCCGCAAUAGACAGAAAAUAGAGGAUUAUGCUCCCGCCUCCACUCAAAGGAACCAACUACCGACGCUCAGAAUUAUGGCCAUUUCACACAGGAAGGAAUUGGACCUUGUCAAUUUGCUGGAGACAAGGGUUUUAAGAAGAGGGAGCAAAGCAAAGCUGUCACUUGAAGAACUGACUGGGUCAGUGCAAUUGACUUAAUCGUAUAGGGGCAAGAACGUGCACAGUGAAAAGGUCUGAUAGGGACCAUCUCAGAAAGUAGUCAGAGUAUCACAACUAAGUCUACAGCAUUUGCAAAUAGAUUUUUGAGACUUGGAAUCAAGCUGCAUAGAGAUUUUGGCACAAAGCUUGGACGCUUGACUUUUAUUCGCAAUCAAUCAUCACUGAACUGCCAAAAUACCGAAUACAUAUCAACAGCAGCAAUGUGGACAGAAGAAGCUUUCGAUCCUGACAGUUUCCCAACAAUGAUUCUUAACGAUGAAAAAUAUGCGCAUAAAAGACCACUAACAGACGAAGAGUACAUCACCUUGACUCAAGAGUUCGUCUGUGCCUCGGCGCAGUCACAAAGCAAAUUUCCCAUGGCCUCUACGAACUUUGCCAGUCAAAUGAAAUCACCCUUUAUCGAUACAAACAACGCCAGACAAUAUGACUUCUCAGGUUAUGACUUUAGACCCCAGAACUUCAUGUCGUACGAUUUUCAGCCAAAUUCAGUUCAACCUUUCGAGGUCCGCCGAAAAAGGCAUCGCAGCAACAGUUUAAGAAGCGAAACAAGUAACGAGACAAGCAAAUCGGAAGACGAAGGUAACGACCAUCGAACACUGGCUAAUGUCAGAGAGCGACAGCGUACGCAAGCCUUAAAUGACGCAUUCAAUGCGUUACGCCGUAUAAUACCGACGCUACCUUCAGACAAAUUGUCGAAAAUUCAGACGUUACGGCUUGCGACCAAGUAUAUUGAUUUUCUAUGUCAAAUUUUGAGCAAUGACGAAAUGAACCCAAACGCUGCUGCCAGUUGUUUUUACAUAGCACACGAGCGCCUUAGCUAUGCCUUCAGUGUUUGGCGAAUGGAAGGUGCUUGGGGCAAUGAUGGCGGGGAGCGAGAGAGAGACCGUAGCAGCAAUUAUAACGUUUGUUCGCACCCAGAAACGUAUCCCGAACAACAAUUCUUGCAGGGUCAACAUCCUGAUAGAUUUUUGUGAAUUGCUGAUAUUUUUCAAACUUCUGGCACAGAAGAGGUGUAUUUAAAGGUGCAGAUUCUCUUCUUUUAUUACUUUAUUACGACAAAAAUAGCUGGUUUAAUUUAGGCAUAGACUAACUUUUCCAGUUUUAAUUUCACCUCUUGUGACGUGUUUUCUCGAAAAUAGGCAGGCCGCACUCCUUUUAAGGAUCAAAGGUUUGUUACAUCAGCUUUGCUUUUGGUCUACCUAAUGUGUUGACUUGAGAAAAAUUUACCAGCUCUCGUUUAACUAGUUUUAGAUCCAACCUGGCCCGUCACGUCUUCACUGAAUCUUGUGGCAAGUAAUCGGAUACUCAACACCAAAUAAUUUCUAGUAAUUUUAAUGUAAGAAUCAAUUUGCGGUGGCUAAAUGUUUCUCUGGCGAAAUCACACAAAUAGGUUUAUCAGCUGACAAAACGGCCAAGAAAUUGAUUUUCUAGAAUAUCUGACGACAAUCUAGGAAAUUAUACACGCCAUGUGAUGGAAGUUAGGAAUAUUGACAGAUUGUGAAGUUUUGUUUGGUUGAAUUGUUAAGAUCUAUUUACAUCGAUGGGGAAUAAUAGACAUCACUCUUCUCAACCUCAGUUAGUUCAACGUAAUAUAUCGAGGCUCAGAUAAUAGCUUUGGAUAGAUAAUAUUCAAAAAAUUAGUCAAUACACUUCCAGUAAUGUGACCUGAAUGAGUCAAACUCCAAUGCAAUUGAGCUACUCCUAUUAAAGAUUGUAUGGAAGGUUUCAGCAAAACAUUUUCGUUUAGAAUUAUUUCAUCAAAUCUUAACUAUAAGUCCCAACAAAUAUGCGUACAUUUGUGUGAUGCAGCAAAAGAGAUACACGAUCUUGUCACUAACUGCCAACCAAAGCCCAAACAAUUUAUUUUAAUAAAUACGUGUUCUUAAAUCUCUCAACCAAAUACAUAACUUUUCUCUAAACCUUAACAAAAUUGUGCCCAUAAUAUACAGUUGCUAAGAAAUAGUUAUUUAUAAUAAGCUUCGUCAUAUUUAUAUUACCAUUGUUUUGUAGUAUCAUAGUAGACUUGAUUUGCAUAAAUUAUCAUAAAUCACCAUCAUUUAUUGUCAUAUUGACCAAUCAACUUGAUUCAUUCUCACAAUUAAAAUAAUCAUCAUCACAGUGUCGUCGAUCUUGUCGAGCACUGCCGAACAUAUAGAGACCAUAUUUAGUUAUACCCGACAUUUUCGUUAAUGCUUCGAUUUAAGCUUUUAGUUUGUUUCGUUAUUUGGAACUUUAAUUUAUAUUACUUUAAGUUGAUUCUGUUACUUCAAGUACAGUCAAACGUCUAUUGACGGAUAGCUCAAUAAUAGUAUAGUUAUUCAUCCAGCAAUUACAUUUUUAUAGCAGUAAAUUUGCUUGUUAAACAUGAUCACAGAACUAUAAUUGUUAUUCAAUUUAGUUCCCUAAACAAAUGCCUAGCUUAGUAUACCAGAAUUACAACACAACAAUUCCAUAUAGAAUUUAAUAUGUUGGCAACAGUAAGAUUCUGCUCUUGAUGAAUUAUUACUAAACAUGACACAAUUUUCUUGAAUAUAUUUCUAUACAUUAUUUCUAUAAAAUAUCAUUAUAAUAAACAAUAUGCCUUGGUCGUAUUGAAUCGCUAAAAAUCGCUGAUUAAUAUUGCUUCUGCAAUGAUCUACUUAUUGUCAACAGAAUCUGCCGUGCAGUUUAUUGUAGCUCAAAAGAGCAAUAGAAUAAAUAAAUAAAUGAAAUUAUAUUACCAGA